Molecule: messenger RNA, 6979 nt
Organism: Carica papaya (papaya)
Lineage: Eukaryota; Viridiplantae; Streptophyta; Magnoliopsida; Brassicales; Caricaceae
Source: RefSeq, a predicted model, not a curated record
GUAGAACCCCCUGUUGAAGAUAUUCUUGCUGCAUCUGUGAAGUUAUUUCAGAGCAGUGAUUCAAUUGCAUUCCCUUUGACAGAUUUGCUUGUGACUCUCUGCAAUCGUAAUAAGGGUGAGGAUUGUCCAAAGGUGGUAUCUUAUCUCAUUCAGCAGCUGAAGCUUUGUCCUUUGGAAUUUUCAAAAGAUACCUGUGCAUUGAGUAUGAUAUCACAUGUUUUGGCAUUGCUUCUUUCUGAAGAUGGAAGUAUGAAGGAAAUUGCUUCACAGAACAGUAUUGUCCCCACUGCAAUUGAUAUCUUGAUGAAUUUUAAGGCCAAAAAUGAGUAUGCAAAUGAGGUGCUGGUUCCAAAAUGUAUUAGUGCUUUACUGCUUAUCUUAGAUAACAUGUUGCAGUCUCGGCCGAGAAUAAUUGCUGAAACCCAGGAUGGAAGUCAAAUAGGAUCAUUGCCAGACUCUUUGGCAGAGCCUGCUUCUUUGUCGGAGCAAGCGUCAGCUGUGGAUAAAAAAUCAACUCCAGAUAUCCCUGAUAAAGAGACCUGCAAUCCUUUUGAGAGAAUAUUGGGGAAAUCUACUGGCUACUUGACAGUUGAAGAGGGUCAAAAGUUGCUGCUAAUUGCUUGUGACUUGAUAAAGCAACAUGUUCCAGCCAUGAUCAUGCAGGCUGUUCUCCAGUUAUGUGCUCGGUUGACAAAAACACACAGUCUAGCUUUGCAAUUUCUUGAAAAUGGAGGAUUAGCUGCUCUUUUCAGUCUCCCAAGAACAUGUUUUUUCCCUGGAUAUGACACUGUUGCAUCUGCUAUAAUUCGGCAUCUUCUUGAAGAUCCUCAAACUCUGCAAACUGCAAUGGAGUUGGAGAUAAGGCAAACUCUAAGUGGGAAUAGGCAUGCUGGGCGGAUAUCUACCAGAACAUUUUUAACGUCAAUGGCACCCGUUAUCUCAAGAGAUCCCAUGGUUUUCAUGAAGGCUGCAGCUGCUGUUUGUCAGUUGGAGUCAUCAGGAGGGAGAACCUAUGUGGUUUUGUCGAAGGAAAAGGAAAAAUCAAAAGUUCCAGGUGGUGAACUUGGAUUAUCUUCUAGUGACCCUGUCCGAAUUUCUGAAAAUAAGUUGCAUGAUGGAUCGGGUAAAUGUUCCAAGGGCCACAAGAGAAUUCCUGCCAAUCUCAGCCAAGUAAUCGAUCAACUUCUUGAGAUUGUUUUGAAAUAUCCUUCACCAAAAGGAAGCCAGGAAGAUUGUGCAAGUGAACUAAUUUCCAUGGAGAUCGAUGAACCUAAUGUCAAGGUGAAGGGUAAAUCAAAGGUGGGUGAGACAAGGAAAACGGAGCCAGAGUCUGAGAGAUCUGCAGGAUUGGCUAAGAUAACUUUUGUCCUCAAGUUAUUGAGCGAUAUUCUUCUCAUGUAUGUACAUGCUGUCGGGGUUAUACUGAGACGGGAUUCAGAAAUGUCUCAACCCCGGGGAUCUAAUCAAGCUGAUGGACAUGGUGGAAUACUUCACCAUGUUUUGCAUCAUCUACUUCCAAUGUCCGUUGAUAAAUCUGCAGGACCUGAUGAAUGGAGAGACAAGCUGUCUGAAAAAGCUUCAUGGUUUUUGGUUGUUCUAUGUGGCCGUUCUAGUGAAGGCCGUAAACGAGUGAUUAAUGAACUUGUGAAAGCCUUGUUUUCAUUCUCAAACUUGGAGAGCAAUUCGACAAAUAAUGUUUUGUUGCCUGAUAAAAGAGUUUUUGCUUUUGCUGAUUUGGUUUAUUCAAUUUUGUCAAAGAAUUCAUCAUCCAGCAACCUACCUGGGUGUUCCCCUGACAUAGCAAAAAGCAUGAUAGAUGGAGGAAUGGUUCAGUGUCUGACUUGCAUUCUUCAAGUGAUUGAUUUGGAUCACCCUGAUGCUCCGAAGGUUGUGACUCUUAUACUAAAGGCUCUUGAAACUCUUACAAGAGCUGCUAAUGCUAAUGAGCAAGUUUUCAAAUCUGAAGGAUCAAACAAGAAAAAAUCCACAGGAGCAAAUGGGAGACAUGAUGAUCAAGUUACUGGGUCGGCUGUUGAGACAACAGAACAUAAUCAAAACAGAAGCAGUCAGCAGGAAUUUCUGAUGCUGUGGAGAGUCAACACCAGCAUCAUCAAGGAACUUUCAUCCAGGGAUUUAGAACCUUUAUCUGCUGGGAGUUUUGAUAUAGCUCACUUCUACAUGUUUGAUGGUCCAGUUCUUCCCUAUGGCCAGGCACCCAGUAAUCUUUUUAGUGACCGUUUGUCUGGUGCAGCACCUCCACCUUUGGCUGAUAUUUCAGUUGGUAUGGACUCAUUGCAGUUGUCAGGACGAAGAGGACCUGGUGAUGGUCGUUGGACAGAUGAUGGGCAACCACAAGCAGUUUCUCAAGCAGCAGCUAUUGCGCAGGCUGUUGAGGAGCAAUUCCUGUCUCAGUUGCGCUGUAAUGCUCCGCCCAACAAUUUGAAUGAAAGGCAAUCUCAGAAUUCUGGAGUGCAGGAAAGGCCUCCAUCAGAUACCCUUCCAUCCAAUGAUGGUCAAGCAGCUGUGGAGGUUGAUAAUACUAGCAGUCAACAGGGUCAAGAAAAUGGCACUGAAAUGGUAAACCAUCAACUUAAUCCAACCGUUGUUUCUUUAGAGCAAAUCAAUCCUGAUUCUGUUGUUGAAGAUGUGGAUGAGCGUCCACGGGUACAUGAACCUGUUUCAGUUCAGCCUCUCUCUCUGAAUGGUACACAAAAUGGGCUUGAUAACAUGGAAGUUGUGGAGGGUAAUGGUGCUGCUGCUGAGCAAGAAGAGGCUAUUACUGAAUUUAUUAACCCAUCUGUGGGUUGUCAUGCUGUUGUAGAGUGCCAAAGGGAUAUUGAAUUGCCUGCUAAUUUUCAAAAUGUAUCUAUUCCUGCCACGGGGGAUGGAUCGUCAAGAAUGAACGAUCAAUCUGGUACUCAUGAGCUUUUACUUUCUGGUUCUGAGAUGCCUGUUCCAUCUGCUUGUCAUAGUUCUCCAGUUCAUGGAAGUGAUGAUAUUGAUAUGAAUGGUAAUGGUGCAGAGGGAAAUCUAAUUGAGCAAUCACCUGCUCAACUUAGUGUGGAUGAGCCUUCUUCUGAGCAAAAUACACUGAUUGCACCAAAUGCAAAUCCCGAUCAAGCUAGUAUGAGUAAUGAGACUUCUGGUACGAAUGCUAUCGAUCCUACUUUCUUGGAGGCACUACCUGAAGAUCUGAGGGCAGAAGUUCUAGCUUCACAGCAAGCUCAGUCUGUUCAGCCUCCAACUUAUGCGCCUCCUUCAGUAGUUGACAUUGAUCCUGAGUUUUUAGCUGCCCUGCCUCCUGAUAUCCAAGCAGAAGUCUUGGCUCAACAAAGGGCACAAAGGAUUGCCCAGCAGUCUGAAGGACAACCAGUUGACAUGGAUAAUGCGUCAAUCAUAGCAACAUUUCCUGCUGAUUUGCGAGAAGAGGUGCUUUUGACUUCUUCAGAAGCAGUUUUAUCUGCAUUACCUUCUCCAUUGCUUGCUGAAGCACAAAUGCUAAGGGACCGAGCAUUGAGUCAUUAUCAGGCUCGUAGUUUUUUUGGAGGUGGCCAUAGGCUGAUUAAUCGAAGGACUGGUUUGGGUCAUGAUAGGCAGACCGGAAUGGACAGGGGUGUUGGAGUUACAAUUGGUCAAAGAACAGCUUCUGCUAUUGCAGACACCUUGAAAGUAAGGGAAGUUGAAGGAGAGCCACUUCUGGAUGCAAAUGCUUUGAAAGCUUUGAUUCGGCUUCUACUGUUAGCCCAGCCACUUGGGAAAGGCCUUCUGCAAAGACUUUUGUUAAACCUAUGUGCACAUAGUGUUACAAGAGCAAUUUUGGUUCAUCUUUUGCUUGAUAUGAUUAGACCAGAGGCUGAAGGUUCAUUAGGUGGAGCGGCAACAAUUAGUUCCCAGAGGCUUUAUGGUUGUCAGUCAAAUAUUUUAUAUGGUCGGUCACAGCUCCUAGAUGGUAGUACAUUCAGCGGUCUUCCUCCACUGGUGUUACGCCGAGUGCUUGAGAUUUUGAGUUAUUUGGCAACAAACCAUUCAGCUGUUGCCAAUAUGUUGUUCUACUUUGAUCCAUCCCUUGUUCCAGAAUCUUCCAGUCCCAAGCAUUCAGAAAGUACGAAGGACAAAGGAAAAGCUAAAGUUUUUGAGGGAGGUGCUUCAGUGGAUUCAGGAGACUGUCAGGACGGGAAUGUUCCUCUGAUACUGUUCCUCAAGCUCUUGAAUAGACCAUUAUUUUUGCGCAGCACUUCUCAUCUUGAGCAGAUCAUGAGUUUGCUUCAAGUAAUUGUUUAUACAGCGGCUUCAAAAUUGGAGAAUCAAUUGCCAUCUGAACCAAUGAUGGAGAAUUCACAAAAGCUGGCUGUCAGUGAAGCUUAUAGUGAAAUAAGAAAAGAAAUAGAAUCUAGUCAAGAGAAUAAGAACAAAGGUGCUGAGUUGUCUGUUUUAGAUGGGAAGAGGAACAAUGAUAUAUAUAAUAUUUUCUUGCAGUUGCCACAGUCUGAUUUGCGCAAUCUCUGCAGUCUUCUCGGUAAUGAGGGGCUAUCAGACAAAGUCUAUAUGUUAGCUGGUGAGGUGCUGAAGAAAUUGGCCUCAGUUGCUGUGGCUCAUCGCAAGUUCUUUACUACAGAGCUUUCAGAAUUAGCUCGUUGUUUGAGUAGUUCAGCUGUCAGUGAGCUUGUUACACUUAGAAACACCCAAAUGCUGGGUCUCAGUGCAGGUUCCAUGGCUGGGGCUGCUAUUCUGCGUGUUCUGCAAGUGCUUAGCUCGCUAACUUCACCUAGUGUGAAUGAGAAUAUGGAGCUGGAGGGUAAUGGAGAACAAGAUGAGCAAACUACAAUGCUGAAGUUAAAUGUUGCACUAGAGCCAUUGUGGCGAGAAUUGAGCGACUGUAUCAGUACAACUGAGAUACAGCUGAGUCAGAGCUCCUUGUGCCCAACUAUAUCAAGUACAAAUCUCGGAGAUCAUGUUCAGGGGACUGCUUCUUCGUCACCCCUUCCCCCAGGAACUCAAAGACUCCUGCCUUUCAUCGAGGCCUUCUUUGUGCUGUGUGAAAAGCUUCAAGCAAACCAGUCCAUCUUGCCGCCUGAUCAUGCAAAUGUAACAGCAAGAGAGGUCAAAGAGUCUGGUGGUAGUUCUGCUUCAUUGACAUCUAAGUGCGGUGGUGAAUUCCAGAAAAAAGCUGAUGGUUCUGUAACAUUUUCGAAAUUCACUGAGAAGCAUCGUCGGCUUUUAAAUGCCUUUAUCAGAACGAAUCCAGGCUUGUUGGAGAAAUCACUCUCUAUGAUGCUAAAGGCACCAAGACUGAUUGACUUUGAUAACAAGCGAGCCUAUUUCCGGUCAAGAAUAAGGCAACAGCACGAGCAACAUAUUUCAGGCCCACUGCGUAUUAGUGUUCGCCGUGCAUAUGUUUUGGAGGAUUCAUACAACCAGUUGCGAAUGCGUCCUACUCAGGACCUGAAGGGACGAUUGAAUGUGCAAUUUCAAGGUGAAGAGGGUAUUGAUGCUGGAGGAUUAACAAGAGAAUGGUAUCAGCUAUUGUCGAGGGUCAUCUUUGACAAGGGAGCUUUGCUUUUCACCACUGUGGGGAACAAUGUAACCUUCCAGCCAAACCCCAAUUCCGUAUACCAGACUGAACAUCUUUCAUACUUCAAAUUCGUGGGCCGUGUGGUUGCAAAGGCACUUUUUGAUGGGCAGCUCUUAGAUGUAUAUUUUACUCGGUCUUUCUAUAAGCACAUUCUUGGUGUAAAGGUGACCUACCAUGAUAUAGAGGCUGUUGAUCCUGAUUAUUACAAGAAUUUGAAGUGGAUGCUUGAGAAUGAUGUGAGUGAUAUUCCUGACUUGACAUUUAGCAUGGACGCGGACGAGGAGAAACACAUUCUUUAUGAGAAAGCUGAGGUUACUGAUUAUGAGCUGAAGCCUGGGGGAAGAAAUAUAAGGGUUACUGAAGAAACAAAGCAUGAAUACAUUGAUCUUGUGGCUGACCAUAUAUUGACUAAUGCUAUCCGGCCUCAAAUCAAUGCCUUCCUAGAUGGUUUCAAUGAGUUGGUACCACGAGAACUCAUUUCGAUCUUCAAUGAUAAAGAGCUUGAGCUACUAAUAAGUGGACUUCCUGAAAUUGAUUUGGAUGAUCUAAAGGCCAAUACAGAGUAUACAGGCUACACGGUAGCAUCUAGCGUUGUCCAGUGGUUCUGGGAUGUAGUUAAAACUUUUAACAAGGAAGAUAUGGCGAGACUUUUGCAAUUUGUUACAGGAACAUCAAAGGUUCCAUUGGAGGGUUUCAAGGCAUUGCAGGGUAUAUCUGGCCCUCAAAGAUUUCAGAUUCACAAGGCAUAUGGUGCCCCUGAGCGGUUACCUUCAGCUCAUACCUGCUUUAAUCAAUUGGACCUGCCCGAGUAUUCUUCCAAAGAACAGCUUCAGGACCGCUUGCUGCUUGCUAUUCAUGAAGCGAGUGAAGGAUUUGGCUUCGGCUGACAAAUUUUUGUUGUUGGAGAUUUCACUUAUUCAGAGCAGACUGAGUAAUUGAUCUUCAGAUCAACUUGUACAUAUGGUGACUGAUUCGGCGGAUAGGAAUUACAAUGAUGCAAAGAAAGAACCGAGAUGAUGGUUGCUUCAUCCGGCAGUACAGACAAAGGAUAGUUGCACUUUUGCAAUCAAUUGGGAUGCUCUGUAUGGAGCUUACCGGGCCAGAGAUUGUAAUAAUUUUUUGUUUUUGGGUUUCUUGCUAUCCAGAUGGGGGAGCAUAGAAAAUGUCUAUAGACAAAUCUUUCAUUUCUUUGUCUAUAUUAGUCUUUUUGUUUCUAUUUUAGCUUCCAUUUCCAGUAAUCUUAUAUGAUCACAGCUUUUUAUCUUGAAGCUGCCAAUUCCCAUUAAUAUGAUCAUUCUGUAUGGCCAUAACACCCUUUUAUAAUUAGAGAAAGUGUUGUGAACCUUUUGCUACCUCAGAGGUAGAAUUUAACUUCCCCUUCUUUUAUGUCUACUGGAAAUUUAGAUA